Molecule: messenger RNA, 880 nt
Organism: Lampris incognitus (smalleye Pacific opah)
Lineage: Eukaryota; Metazoa; Chordata; Actinopteri; Lampriformes; Lampridae
Gene: fcer1g
Product: Fc epsilon receptor IgFc epsilon receptor Ig
Exons: 5
Coding region: 256-525 (89 amino acids)
Biological process (GO): cell surface receptor signaling pathway
Cellular component (GO): Fc-epsilon receptor I complex
Molecular function (GO): IgE receptor activity
Source: RefSeq, a predicted model, not a curated record
ACUGUUGAGUAAAGACCUGUGUAAUGUGUCCUUCUGGUUUGGUGUUACAAGGGAAGUAGUCUUAUGAGAUCUGAGAGAAGUGGACUGAGAGCGCCAACCACAACUUCCCCUCUGGCUGUGCAUAACACGCAGAUCUGAGCUGUAGGGAAGGCAGACCAGCUACUUCUUCAGUGUGUUUUCUGCGCUGUAGUCCCGCCGAGAAAAUAAAGAAGCCCACCCGCCCGACAUCUGUGUGGAGCCGCCGUUACCGUCGCCAUGUGGGACAGGGGCAUGUUGCUAUCGACCGUUUGUCUAUGGAUGAGUUUUGGAAAUGCUGCGGCUAUGCCCGAUUCUCACAUCUGUUACAUCCUGGACGGCAUUCUGUUUGUCUACGGCAUCAUCCUGACCGCCAUGUACUGCAGACUCACGGUCUUCAAUGCUAAACAGAAAAAAGCUGAGGCCAUAAAGCCAACUGAAGAGUCCAUCUAUACGGGUUUGUCUCCUCAUCCCCAGGACACAUACGAGACCAUCGGUCAAAAGAAAUGAAAUGGUGCCUUCACUCUUGCACCAUGUCGACCCAUAGCUUCUUGGGGAACAUUUGUCAAGAGAGAAUAGUUUUGUAGCAGCAUCGCCUUCUGAAUGUUUUUCUUUUUUUUUUUACAAUUCAACACGGGUAAAAACAGAAGUUUAACAGACACGCAAGUCUGAAACAAGGAAGUUGAACCAAAAAAAAAAAAAGAGCUGUUCUUAUCUUUCCCUGGUCAGUCUUCUUUAUUGUACAUGAAACCGAGUGGCUCUGCAAAAACAUGUUGUAUUACUGGAUUCUAUUUAAACACAUAUUGUCGGCCAUUUUAAUGCCUUAACGGCAUGCUAUGCUGUAAUGUCGUCUAAUAAAGGGUUU